UGCAUAUGCAACGAGCGCCGGCCCGGGCUGCCGCGUCCUGGACUGCGGCUCAACAGACGCUGUUCAGCCGGCUCCGGGGCAGCGACGCUGCGGUUGUGGCCAGGCCUGCGGGCUGGGACGGAGAGCCGCCAACGACGGAGCAGCGGGGAGGCGGAGCAGGCGGUGGCCGGUCGUCCUUCCGAGUCUCACAGGACGGCCGUGGUAGCUCCGUGGCGCUGGGCAGGAACCGCUCCGGGAACCAAGCCAGGCCUGCCUGCGUGGGUCGGAGCCCACGAUUCUUGUUGAAAUCUGUUAAUUCUAUUUUUUGAACACUUAUGAAUAACCACGCAUCUUCAAAACCAUCUACCAUGAAGCUAAAACAAACCAUCAACCCCAUACUUUUAUAUUUCAUACAUUUUAUAAUAUCACUAUAUACUAUUUUAACAUACAUUCCAUUUUACUUUUUGUGUGAGUCAAGACAAGAAAAAUCAAACAAAAUUAAAGCAAAGCCUGUCAAUUCAAAACCGGAUUCUGCAUACAGAUCUACUAACAGCUUGGACAGUUUGGCUUCGGUAUUGUAUCCUGGCUGCGAUACACUUGAUAAAGUCUUUGUAUAUGCAAAAGAUAAAUUUAAGGACAAAAGGCUAUUGGGAACACGUGAAAUUUUGAAUGAGGAAGAUGAAAUUCAACCAAAUGGAAAAAUUUUUAAAAAGGUUAUCCUGGGGCACUAUAAUUGGCUUUCCUAUGAAGAUGUCUUCAUUCGAGCCCUUGACUUUGGAAAUGGGUUGCAGAUGUUGGGCCAGAAACCGAAGACCAACAUCGCCAUCUUCUGUGAGACCAGGGCUGAGUGGAUGAUUGCCGCACAGGCCUGUUUCAUGUAUAACUUCCAGCUUGUUACACUGUAUGCUACCCUGGGAGGUCCAGCCAUUGUUCAUGGACUUAAUGAGACAGAGGUGACCAACAUCAUUACUAGUAAAGAGCUCUUGCAGACAAAGCUGAAGGAUAUAGUCUCUUUGGUCCCACGUCUGCGGCAUAUCAUAACUGUUGAUGGGAAGCCUCCAACCUGGUCUGAGUUCCCCAAGGGUGUCAUCGUACACACCAUGGCUGCAGUGCAGGCUCUCGGAGUGAAGGCCAACGUGGAAAACAAAGCUCACAGCAAGCCAGUGCCCUCAGACAUUGCGGUCAUCAUGUAUACAAGCGGGUCUACAGGGAUUCCGAAGGGAGUCAUGAUCUCUCACAGCAACAUCAUUGCUGCUAUAACUGGGAUGGCGAGAAGGAUUCCAGGGCUGGGAGAGGAAGAUGUAUACAUUGGAUAUUUGCCCCUGGCCCAUGUUCUAGAAUUAAGUGCUGAGCUUGUGUGUCUUUCUCAUGGAUGCCGAAUUGGCUACUCUUCACCACAGACUUUAGCAGAUCAGUCUUCAAAAAUAAAAAAAGGAAGCAAAGGAGACACAUCCAUGUUGAAGCCAACACUGAUGGCUGCUGUGCCGGAAAUCAUGGAUCGGAUCUACAAAAAUGUCAUGAAUAAAGUGAAUGAAAUGAGUAGUUUUCAGCGAAACUUGUUUAUUUUGGCCUAUAAUUACAAGAUGGAACAGAUUUCAAAAGGGUAUAGCACUCCACUGUGUGACCGCUUCGUUUUCCGGAAUGUUCGAAAGCUGCUGGGUGGAAAUAUUCGUCUUUUAUUGUGUGGUGGUGCUCCACUUUCUGCAAAGACACAGCGAUUCAUGAAUAUCUGUUUCUGCUGUCCUGUUGGCCAGGGCUAUGGACUCACGGAAUCAACUGGGGCUGGAACGAUUACAGAAGUGUGGGACUACAAUACCGGCCGAGUGGGAGCACCAUUAGUUUGCUGUGAAAUCAAAUUAAAGAACUGGGAAGAAGGUGGCUAUUUUAACACUGAUAAACCACAUCCCAGAGGGGAAAUUCUUAUUGGUGGCCAGAAUGUGACAAUGGGAUACUACAAAAAUGAAGCAAAAACAAAUACUGAUUUCUUUGAAGAUGAAAAUGGACAGCGGUGGCUCUGCACUGGAGACAUUGGAGAGUUUGACCCUGAUGGUUGUCUGAAGAUUAUUGAUCGUAAAAAGGACCUCGUGAAACUGCAGGCCGGGGAGUACGUUUCUCUUGGGAAAGUCGAGGCAGCUCUGAAGAACCUGCCAUUAGUAGAUAACAUCUGUGCCUAUGCAAACAGCUACCAUUCUUACGUAAUUGGAUUUGUUGUGCCAAAUCAAAAGGAGCUCACGGAGCUAGCUAGAACAAAAGGGUUUGAAGGGACUUGGGAAGAGCUGUGUAAUAGCAGUGAAAUGGAAAAUGAGGUCCUUAAAGUGCUUUCUGAAGCUGCUGUUUCAGCAAGCCUGGAAAAGUUUGAAAUUCCAGUGAAAAUUCGUUUGAGCCCUGACCCAUGGACUCCUGAAACUGGUCUGGUGACGGAUGCCUUCAAGUUGAAACGCAAAGAGCUUAAAACACACUACCAGGCAGACAUUGAGCGGAUGUAUGGGAGAAAAUAAUUCGUUUCGGCAUCAGUUUGCUAAAGUGAGCUCAGAUCAAAUAGGAAAAUACUUGAAAUGUAUGUCCUCAUGUUAGCCCAGCUGUUACUUCUCACUCCACCAUUCUAAUGGACAGGAUUAGGACAAUGUUAAGACAGCAAACCUGUGUCUGUCUGUUUCUUCCCUCCUCCAGUUUGCUUCGGCAUCUAUGACUGUGUUUGUCAAUAGGAGAAUUUUUCUGAAUCAUACUGGGGAAGCAGUGAUUUUAAAACCUCAAGUUUUUAAACAUGAUUUAUAUGUUCUGUACAAUUGUUCAGUUUGUAACUUUUUAAAGUUUGGAUGUAUAGAAGGAUAAAUAGGAAAUAUAAAAAUUGGUUAUUUGGGGGGCUUUUUUACUUAUUGUAUUUAAAAAUAAAAGGGUAUCAAUGUGAAAUUAUGUAAAUUUUAAAUGCUUAUGAAUCAAGUCACUGUUGAACAAAAGAUUUGUUGCUGUGUAAUUAUUGUCUUGUAUGCAUUUGAGAGAAAUAAAUAUACUCAGACUUAUGUUUUAAGAAAUUGAGACCUUGAGCAUACCUGCCUGACACUGUUGGUUUUGUAUACUUAUUUCCUCUACUGGGAAGACAGUGGGUUGGCACUGCAUGAAGUAGCAGGAGAGGGACAGGGUUCAGUGACAAGGCCAGUGGUACUUCAAACAUUAGAUAGUUCUCAUUUUGUUAUGAAUUGUUUUAAUAGUAGUGCACAUGUUCAAGAGAGAGUGAGUGCAAGAGAUAGAGAGAUGGGUAGACCGAUAUUUCAGUGGUGGAAGCUUGUUAAAAUCACAAUUCCUUACCCUUGUAGCAUUUCAUAUUAGAACAUGAAAGUUUAGCCUGUCUGUGAAUACUACUUACUGCGUCAUUUCUAGUGAAGAGUCCUAUUGCAUCAGCUAGGAUACCUGUGUGGUAGUGUACUCAUCAGACUGUCUUUCCUCCUCUCUGUCUCUCUCUUAUCCCUCCCUCCUUUCUUGACAGGGUCUUGCCACGUAGACCAACAUGGUCUGGAACUCAGAGAUCCCCUUGCCUCUGCCUCUCAAGACAUGCUGGGAUUAAAGUAGUGUACACCACCAUACCCAGCCAGACAUUUUUCUUGAUCUCAGUUACUUUAGGCGUCAAAAGUGCAAAAGAGGACAUAGAGAACAAAAAGAACACGAGAAUGCAGGCCUGUGUAGGUGAGGUUUAUGUGUGUGUCAAGGGUGGGCUGCAGUGGUGAGAGGAAUCGGGUCCUUGGAGUUCCCCCUCAUGUUAUGAACUACUUAUUUGGAGAUAUCUUAUACUACAGUGUUUUGUGGUUUUGUAUAUUGUUUUGAAUACUUUUUUCUUUGUUGAAAUUUAACUCUUAAAUGAUGCUUGAAAACUUUUAAACUUUCCAAAGAAGAAGUGGAGAAAGAAGUAAAUGGAGCUUCUCAAUAUCA
Messenger RNA from Onychomys torridus (southern grasshopper mouse), 3903 nucleotides. It is a transcript of the gene Acsl3, whose product is annotated as acyl-CoA synthetase long chain family member 3. The transcript has 15 exons. The record is from RefSeq and is a predicted model, not a curated record. Gene Ontology annotation, cellular component: endoplasmic reticulum; lipid droplet; plasma membrane. Gene Ontology annotation, biological process: neuron differentiation; long-chain fatty acid metabolic process; long-chain fatty-acyl-CoA metabolic process. The coding region runs from base 315 to 2477 and encodes 720 amino acids. Lineage: Eukaryota; Metazoa; Chordata; Mammalia; Rodentia; Cricetidae. Gene Ontology annotation, molecular function: long-chain fatty acid-CoA ligase activity.